Molecule: messenger RNA, 2446 nt
Organism: Oreochromis niloticus (Nile tilapia)
Lineage: Eukaryota; Metazoa; Chordata; Actinopteri; Cichliformes; Cichlidae
Gene: mvb12ba
Product: multivesicular body subunit 12Ba
Exons: 10
Coding region: 289-1173 (294 amino acids)
Biological process (GO): viral budding; regulation of epidermal growth factor receptor signaling pathway; virus maturation
Cellular component (GO): ESCRT I complex; late endosome
Source: RefSeq, a predicted model, not a curated record
AAUAAAUAUUAAGAAGAAGAAGAAGAAAACGGCGACGACUCCUCCGAAUCCGAACGGGUUCUUUCCGCUUUUCGAACAAUGAUGUCUUCCUGAACCCGCUAGCUGGAAAACUGUUAUGCAGAUACGCACAGAAUAGGUUGUGUUUAGCACUGGUUUGAUGGAUAAGGCAAUUUUCUAACGAUGCGAGCUUUUCCAAAGCUGUGAAACGACCUAACCAAACAGAACACUAAGGAAAAUUUUCGGAAACCGCUCACAUCCAACUGUUAGCCUGUUUCGAUCUCUAUAAAGAUGCCUGAGGUUCGGGACCUUUCUGAAGCUUUGCCAGAGAUGCCAAUGGACCCAAUCACUGGAGUCGGAGUAGUAGCUUCUAGGAAUAGAGCACCAACUGGAUAUGAUGUGAUUUCAACAACAACAGAUGGCCUGGAUGCUGACCUGUGGAAAGAUGGGCUUUUCAAAUCCAAGGUGACCCGAUACCUUUGCUUCACCAGAGUUUUCUCUAAAGAAAAUAGCCAUUUAGGUAAUGUUCUUGUGGACAUGAAGCUGAUUGAUAUAAAGGACACUUUGCCUGUGGGUUUCAUCCCAAUCCAGGAAACUGUUGAUACUCAGGAGCAGGCCUUCAGGAAGAGGCGACUCUGCAUCAAAUUUAUUCCACGGGACUCCACAGAGGCAGCCAUCUGUGAUAUCCGCAUCCUGGGACGCUCCAAGCAGGCACCUCCUCAGUAUACCUUUAUAGGAGAGCUCAACAACAUGGGAAUCUGGUAUCGCAUGGGAAAUGUGCCUCGGGCCCAGGACUCCACACACACACAAACCAUCAACAACACCCAGAAUGUGAAUUCCUCCAGCUCAGGAUCAGCCCCACCAGCUCCCAUGCCUAAGCAUAUUUCCAUGACCCUCCCUGCCAGCUUCAGAGGAAAAAAUACUACCAGACCAGACUAUGAGCACCAGAACUCCAACCUGUAUGCUAUUACAGCAAUGGACGGGGUGCCUUUUAUGAUCUCUGAGAAGUUUGCCUGUGCCUCAUCUGAUCUGCAGCAGGUGGAUCUGAUGGGUAUUACAAUUAAAUCACUGGCUGAGAUUGAAAAGGAGUAUGAUUACAGUUUCCGCACAGAGCAUAGUGCAGCGGCUCGCCUCCCCCCAAGCCCAACACGGACCUCUCUGAGUUCUGAGGCCUAAGCAUCUCUUAUAUGAACAACAGUCAUCUCCACACUAUAGACAGCAGCAGGAGAGAAGUGCACACAACUACUGAGAACAUACCUACAACGGGGAUAUUCAAUCUGUAAAUGAGAAGAAAAAUUCCCAUCAAAAAUUGUGGAUUUUCUAACUUCUGGGACAUGUUGUAGGCCCUCUGUGUGCUGUUGAAAUGAAAAGGAAAUGGAAAACAAUGGAAUUCAGUCAGACUUAAACUUCUACAUGGCAGAGCUGGGACAAGAAAACACAUUUUAUGCUCAUCGAGAUACUUCAGUAUCUCAGUCGAAUGACUUCAAAAAUACAUUUCUUUUGUUAAGUGAAGAAUGGUCAAGUGUUGUAUUGUGGUGGAAAACAAUAACCCUGUCCCAUCUAAAGAUCUUGUUAGAAAUAAGAUAAAAGGAUCACACGGUACUUUUUUUCAUGGAGGACUUCUGUUGCAUCUCACACCAGUCAUAUUGCCUUUUUGUUUAUAACAUGCUCUGUUCUGAAUCAAAGCACACCAUAAAGGCACUUGGUGUGUCAGAAAAUUAAAAGAAAACUGUGAUUUUAAGUUUUGUUGUUGAGCUUGUACUGGUCUUCUUGAUGGGGAAAUGCUUCUCAUUGUUUUCUAGAUGUAUUGCCAUUUACUGGUGUGACUGUGAGUGCACUUUUGUGUUCGAGAUUGUUAUUGUGCUUCCUGAUUGCUGUAGAUAUUCUGUAAACCACUUCUCUUUCUGUGAGGUAGCAGCUUGCUCGACAGAACCAUGACUACAGCUAAUAUUCACUGUGCGGAGUAUUCACAUCAAGAUUUUCUAUUUAUACCAUACUCUAGUACCUUACUUUGCAUGCAUAUAGAUAUUUUAUUGAUACAUUUUUCCACUGAAUGAGUAACAUCGAGCAAACCUCACACAUUUUAGCACUGAUAAUUAGUCCUUAUAUCUUGACAAUAUCAUAGCUAUAUUCAUCGUUUUCAGUUUCCUUCAUCUUCAUUGGUGUUAUAUCAGAAAUGGAUGCUAUAGUAAAAGUAUAAUAUCGCAAAGAGUUUUAUUUUAGUACAUUUGUUGUGGGACGUGUGUACAGAAUUUUACACUCCUGGUCAAAAGUUUUAGAGCACCCCAAUUUUUCCAGUUUUUAUUGAAAAUUAUGCAGUUUAAUGUCUCAUUGCACUCUGAAAUGAAAGCCUAGUACAAAUAAGCAAUUGGGGUUUUAAAAAAAAAAUAUCAUGGGAUCAAUUUAUAGACUGUAUGUAUUCCGUAUUCUAAAUUUUUCACUCAUCAAA